Molecule: messenger RNA, 670 nt
Organism: Gossypium arboreum
Lineage: Eukaryota; Viridiplantae; Streptophyta; Magnoliopsida; Malvales; Malvaceae
Product: protein RADIALIS-like 1
Exons: 2
Coding region: 164-406 (80 amino acids)
Molecular function (GO): DNA-binding transcription factor activity
Source: RefSeq, a predicted model, not a curated record
CAACCAUUGCCAACUCUCUGCUCAUAACAAUCCCUUUGGUUGCAGUCUCUUAGUACCUUGUGCAAUCUAUUACAUAUCACUUUCUUUUAGCCAUUCUAAGUAGUGAUUCUUUGACCCUUUUUUCUGCUUUGAAACUGAUAUAUACAUAAUUUUAGAACAAAGAAUGGCAUCGAGCUCAAUGUCGUCCCGUGGUUCAGGUUCAUGGACAGCCAAACAAAACAAAGACUUUGAAAGGGCUUUGGCUGUGUAUGAUAAGGACACCCCUGACCGUUGGUACAAUGUUGCCAAAGCUGUUGGUGGGAAAACUGCUGAGGAAGUUAAGAGGCACUAUGAGCUGCUUGUGGCUGAUGUCAAGUAUAUUGAAUCAGGCCAAGUUCCCUUCCCUUACAGGUCCAAUGGAAAUUAGCCAAGGGAUGGAAAAUCUGAAACUGAAUUGAAGCAUGAAGUUGAAUCAUUUCUCCACCUACAAUAAAGAUGAUCAUCUACUAUACUAGCUAUUAUUAAUGAUAGAAGAUUAAUCAGCCAUUAAUUCUAAGUUUUGUUGUGCUCUUCUAUUUAUGUUUCGCCUAUAAAUUUGUACGAGGAAAAGGCACAUAAUUGUGAUCCUUACUUCCCCCACCCCACCCUGUGUUUUUUUGUUUGUGAAAGAAUCUCUUGUUGGAAUACAUAA